AGAAAAGCUUUUUUUUCAGGAAAUUAGAUAAGCUUGAGCUGCACUUCAUUUUUCCACGUUUUCUCUGUAUCUGUAUGUUUCUGUAAUCCCCACACUUGCUCUCACUUAAUUUGCUAUGAUUUAUCUAUUUUUUGAUCCAUCGAGUGCAGAGAAUCGAAGUUAAACCGGAGAACAAAUGGCGGCUAUGUUUUGCUAUGAAGUCGCAGGAUGGAUCGAGCUCACGAAAUCGGGGGGCAGUCACAGGCAAGUGUGGAGGCGGAGAAAAUUGGCGAAAAAAGAUAAAAUGAGGAUACAAAGAGUUCCGUUUCUUGAGGAACAGGUGAGGAGGAUAAGGGAGACGGGUGAGCUCCUGACAAUGGACAUCGAGAGGCUAUUACUCUCGGAGGAUAACUGGUUUGAUUUUGUGAAUGAAGUUGCAGCAGAGGCGAAGCAGUACGUAGAGAACAACCGUGAUGAGUAUGGUGCUAAGAAGGCAAUCCUCCACGUCAUCAGCAACCGUAUGAAUGACUCUGGAGUUCACCGUCCUGAGGCAUACAGGGAAGAUGAUCCUUUCAAGCCAGGGCCUGGCUUCCUAAGGCAAGAACUCUAUGAUAAAUAAAUACUACUACUGGUUUUGUUAUAUCCUAGUACGAGCAUGUUCUUAUUCGAGCUAGUAUUGAUAUUACUGAGAUCUACUAUACAAAACUAUGUUUUGAGAGGUAUUUGGAUACAAUUGGAAAA
Salvia splendens (bonfire salvia) is the source of this 720-nucleotide messenger RNA. Its product is annotated as protein PLASTID TRANSCRIPTIONALLY ACTIVE 7. Gene Ontology annotation, biological process: plastid transcription. The record is from RefSeq and is a predicted model, not a curated record. The transcript has 3 exons. Lineage: Eukaryota; Viridiplantae; Streptophyta; Magnoliopsida; Lamiales; Lamiaceae. Gene Ontology annotation, cellular component: plastid-encoded plastid RNA polymerase complex. Bases 176 to 598 code for a protein of 140 amino acids.